UUUGCAGCCGAGUUGCCGCGGCCGCGAGGUGCCCGGCGGAGCGGCCCCGGCUGGAGCUGGGAGCCUCGGCCCGUGCGCGCCAGGCGCAGCCAUGGAGCCCGGGGCGCCGCGCGCGGCCCUCACCCUGCGCCUGUGCCUGUGGCUCUGGCUGGCGGCCUCGGGGGGCUGCCUGGCUCCGAGCCCUGGCUUGGUGGCGGCGGCGCGGCGGCUGGACGAGUCCCUGUCCGCUGGGAGCGUCCAGCGCGCGCGCUGCGCCUCCAGGUGCCUCAGCCUGCAGAUCACGCGCAUCUCCGCCUUUUUCCAGCACUUCCAGAACAAUGGGUCCCUGGUUUGGUGCCAGAACCACAAGCAGUGUUCUAAGUGCCUGGAGCCCUGCAAGGAACCAGGGGACCUGAGGAAGCACCAGUGUCAAAGCUUCUGUGAGCCUCUGUUCCCCAAGAAGAACUAUGAGUGCUUGACCAGCUGUGAGUUCCUCAAGUACAUCCUUUUGGUGAAGCAAGGGGAUUGCCCGGCUCCCGAGAAAGCGAGUGGCUUCGCGGCUGCCUGUGUGGAAAGCUGUGAGGUUGACAACGAGUGUUCCGGGGUGAAGAAGUGCUGCUCCAAUGGGUGUGGACACACCUGCCAGGUGCCCAAGACCCUGUACAAAGGGGUCCCCUUGAAGCCCAGAAAAGAGUUACGGUUUACUGAGCUCAAGUCGGGGCAGCUGGAGAUAAAGUGGUCCUCGAAAUUCAACGUUUCCAUUGAGCCGGUCAUCUACGUCGUGCAAAGAAGGUGGAACUACGGGAUCCAUCCGAGCGAGGAUGACGCCACGCACUGGCAGACAGUGGCCCAGACCACAGACGAGAGAGUGCAGCUGACGGACAUAAGGCCUAGCAGAUGGUACCAGUUCCGGGUGGCUGCGGUCAAUGUGCACGGCACCCGAGGCUUCACAGCUCCCAGCAAACACUUCCGGUCUUCCAAAGAUCCAUCCGCGCCACCAGCCCCAGCCAACCUUCGACUUGCCAACUCCACCGUCAACAGUGAUGGGACCGUGAGCGUGACUAUCGUGUGGGACUCCCCUGAGGAGCCAGACAGCCCCGUGCAUCACUACAAAGUAUUCUGGACCUGGCCGGUCAGCAGCAAGUCUCUCGUCCCAACGAAAAAGAAGCGGAGGAAAACUACCGAUGGGCUGCAGAACUCCGUGACCCUGGAACGACUUCAGCCGGACUGCGACUACACGGUGGAACUGCAGGCCGUCACCUACUGGGGACAGACCCGCCUCAAGAGUGCCAAGGCGUCUCUGCACUUCAUUUCCACACGCGCUGCUAGCAGCAAACAACAGCUGGGGAAAGCUAGAAAAGGUGGGACCCCAGUACAAGCACCUCUGCAAAGACGACGGCCCGCUCGCCCGCUAGAGAUUGGAGCGCCCUUCUUCCAAGACAACCAACUGCAAGUCAAGGUCUACUGGAAAAAGACUGAAGAUCCCAGUGUCAACCGAUAUCACGUGCAGUGGCUUCGGGAAGCCUGUACUCACAACAGGACCGCGGGAGCAGCGACUUCCUCAGGCGUGACCCACGAAAAUUAUAUAAUUCUUCAAGAUCUCUCUUUGUCCUGCAAGUACAAGGUGACAGUCCAGCCAAUACGGCCAAAAGGUCUCUCAAAGGCAGAAACCAUCUUCUUUACUACUCCACCCUGCUCCAGUCUGAAAGGAAAAAGUCACAAGCAUUUCAGCUGUCCUGGAGACACAGGUCACGUCCUCUCCAAAGUGCUCCCCAAGCCGGAGAACCUUUCUGCUGCGUUCGUCAUCCAAGAUGUGAACAUCACCGGCCACUUUUCUUGGAAGAUGACCAAAGCCAAUCUCUAUCAGCCCAUGACUGGGUUUCAAGUGACUUGGGCUGAAGUCACCACCGAAAGCAGACAGAACAGUUUACCCAACAGCAUCAUCUCCCAGUCCCAGAUUCUGCCCUCAGAUCACCAUGUGCUCACCGUGCCCAACCUGAGGCCGGCCACCCUGUACCGCCUGGAAGUCCAGGUGCUGACCACAGGUGGGGAGGGCCCGGCCACCAUCAGGACGUUCCGGACCCCCGCCCUCCCGCCCUCGGCCGCGCAUCGACCCCAUCUGAAGCAUCAUCAUACACACCAUUACAAGCCCGCUCCUGAAAGAUACUAAACCACACCCAGCCCGUCUCCACAUUUACCCGGAUGUGCACGCUUGCUGAACUCCAGCCCCUAGACACGUGUCUUUCUGCAAUGGUAGGGACUUCUCAGAGACCGAGCACAGUGAGUACUUCUGCCAAUUACAGACGCAUCCGGAAACAUGGGACAAGUCGUGACCCAGUGCAGGUGGGCACUGCUUCCCUAGCGAAGAGGAGAAAAACGAAGAAGAUGUCUAUGUAACUCUGAAUUUCUGUCGCUGGUUUUGCUAAUUUCUUUUCAAUCUCUGCAGAAUGGAGAGUUUCCUGAAUUUUGAACAGCAAGCUCUUACAACAGAGUAGAGUAACAAAUAAGAGUUUACACACAUACUAAAUAUAUAUUUAAUCAACAAACCAUAUUUUUUAUUAAAUUACUGUUUCGGUUUGCAAAGUCGACUAAGAUUAUAUGGAGUUUGGGUACUGUUUUAUCACUCUUUCUUAAAGUCUUUUUAUCAUAGGUGAUUUUUUUUUAAAUGAAAAUAUAUAAUCUGAUUUAUACCCGUGAAGUUUAAUCUAAAAACAUGUUCCUUAUUUAAGCAGCCUUAGCAUCUUUUUAUACAAAGGAAAACAGAUGAGUCUAUCAUUUACUACCUACAAAACACCCAAAACUCCAGGUACACAGUGCGUCAGCUCCUAACUAAAUUUUACCUAGUUGAAAUGGAAAUUCUGUGCUGGGGAUACCUUUAAAUGCUCCAUUCAAUCUGAGAAAUUUUCCUAAUCUGUUACCUUAUUUAUAGUCCGUCUCCAUGCAGCUGUGGAUGUGUUUUGUUUCACCAGCUGAAAAUUCACAAAGCUACCUGCUUCAAGUGAAAGAAUCACAACCCCUGGGCGUUUUCAAACCUUUAAGAUUUGCUUUUUUUUUCAUCUGAGGAAGUUAUUUCCGUGAUAUAGUGUUCUCAGUAAUAUAAAAACAAAAUGACUUUUUGAUUUUUUUUUACAUGAAUGAUUGUAGUCCUUUAAUUCAAACUGUACUCUUUCAAAUCUAUUAAAUGUUAUUGUUUGAAAAAUUCCUUAUUGUGCAGGAGCAUUGCAAUGGUCAAAAUGUGUUAUCAGCAUAUGGUAUUGAAUUGUGUUCUCGGGCAAGCUAGCCACAGACGUGUGUAGUUUCAUCUAGUUAUUUUCUUCUUGAGAGACUGACCCUGUGUACAGUUUUAAACAUGCAUAGAUGUAUCUGUACACUUAUAAUUGUGUGCAUGCAUAUAAAUGUAGUGCAAGUCUACAUGCACAUAAUUAUAGACAGAGAGACAUUUCUUUAGUGAUAUAUAUAUAUGAAUCACUAAAGAAAUUGUUUUCACAUUUCCCUGGUGGUGAGUAAAAAUAUACUUAUUCCAAAGUUAAUAAAUGUAAUAUAUUUUCCCCAUCAAACCACAUUGAGAUUCUUAAGAAAAGAGCAAUUUAUCAAAGUGAAUCAGUGGAAAAGAAAAGCUUCAAUAUUUUUCCAUCAACCAAGUACAAGAGGGAGAAAGCCAGUAAGGUCAUUUUUAGCUUUUGCGGAGAGGAUUUCUUUCUUCUCCUUUUGCUGUCUCUAGGAUGCAGACGGAUGCAUGCCUGACAGUUCCUGGGAACAGCGGUUCCAUCUCAAUUCAGAGUCUCCCUGAGCCCUUCUGGUAGUGUUUAAAGAAAUAUAGGUGGAAAAUAAGAGAGGGAGAGGCUCCUUUGGUCAUCAUGUUGGCACAGAUCUUUAGGAGAGAUGGUAUAGCUAUCGAGAAAGAACUCUUUCCUGUAUGUUGAAGUAUUUAGAAAAAGGAAAGUGGUAGAAGUUAGAGACUGGAAGUCCCGGUGUGUACUGAGUGGCUCCCAGGGCCCAUGACUGUGGGCUUCGUGGUCUCAGCGUGGUGUGGGCUAAGUGCCUGCUUCUAAGAACGUGAAUGGAGAAUGCAGUCAUGGGUGAAGCCCCAACCCAACCAAACAUCACAGAGAUCUGAAACUACUAUCCUUCCUCUGCUAGCACCAGUCUUUGAACUUCAGGUUCUUAAAAUUUCAAAACUUACAAUCUGUUAUUGGCUAUAUGUUUUAUCUUUUACCUUACUUUUUCAUCAACAAAUCUAAAUGUGCCAGUGGGGUUGUGCGCUAUUGUGCAGCUCUAAAUGCAGGAGGGUGUACCUAGACACAAAAUAUUAUUAAAUUAUCCUAUAAAUUUAACUUUAUAAAAUUUAUGUUUCUUUUGUCUGGGUAAAUGACAUUCAGUAAAUAUGUUUUUAGCUCAGAGAUGGCUCCGAAGCGAAUAGCGCCCAUUAGGAAAUCCUAAACAGCUUUUAAGAGCGUCUGAUUUGGAUAUAAUAAUGAAAAAUGUUUUAGUGUUCUGAGAUGAAAAAUUCUAUUACUGAGUUAAUGAAAGAUGUAUUUCCAUUUUGAAUUUUAAUAAUCUCUAAUACUAAUCAAAUGAUAAAAAUGCAAUAAUAAUUUUUUGAA
This is a messenger RNA of Octodon degus (degu), 4583 nucleotides long. It is a transcript of the gene Anos1, whose product is annotated as anosmin 1. Gene Ontology annotation, molecular function: protein binding; peptidase inhibitor activity. The transcript has 14 exons. Gene Ontology annotation, biological process: neuron differentiation. Gene Ontology annotation, cellular component: cell surface; extracellular region. NCBI's taxonomy places the organism in Eukaryota, Metazoa, Chordata, Mammalia, Rodentia, Octodontidae. The record is from RefSeq and is a predicted model, not a curated record. Bases 92 to 2149 code for a protein of 685 amino acids.